Molecule: messenger RNA, 3798 nt
Organism: Hirundo rustica (Barn swallow)
Lineage: Eukaryota; Metazoa; Chordata; Aves; Passeriformes; Hirundinidae
Gene: ST3GAL2
Product: ST3 beta-galactoside alpha-2,3-sialyltransferase 2
Exons: 7
Coding region: 217-1263 (348 amino acids)
Molecular function (GO): beta-galactoside (CMP) alpha-2,3-sialyltransferase activity
Source: RefSeq, a predicted model, not a curated record
GGCUGAGCCCGGCGCGCCGAGCUGUGCCCGACCCCUCCGCAGAUGCUCCCUGCCUGGCACGUGGAGCCACCGGGGGCCCUCGCCGCGGCCGGACAACGCGGAUGGAAAGCUGCAGCCCAGCAGGGAGCCUCGCUGGCCGGCUGACGCCCUCCCGCGCCCUAUGCCCGCGCCCUAUGCCGGAGCGGGCGCCGUCCCCGGCUCAGCCACCCGACGACCAUGAAGUGCUCGUUGCGCUUCUGCUUCCUCUCGACCGCCUUCCUGCUCGUCUUCGUCAUGUCCCUCCUCUUCACCUACUCCCACCACAGCAUCGCCUACCUGGACCCCGGCGGGCUGGGCGGCAUCCACCGGGUGAAGCUGGUGCCCGGCUACGCGGGGAUGCAGCGGCUCAGCAAAGGGGGGCUGUACCCCCGGGGCUGCUCCUGCCGCCGCUGCCCGGCCGAGGAGCCCGGGGCCAGCGACUGGUUUGAUGGGCGCUAUGACGGCACCGUGUCCCCAGUGUGGACCAAGGAGAACAUGGACCUGCCGCCCGACGUCCAGAGGUGGUGGAUGAUGCUGCAGCCCCAGUUCAAGUCCCACAACACGCACGAGGUCCUGAGCAAGCUCUUCCAGAUCGUGCCGGGCGAGGAUCCCUACCGCUCCCGUGACCCACGUCGCUGCCGCCGCUGCGCCGUGGUUGGCAACUCAGGCAACCUCCGCGGCUCUGGCUACGGACCAGAAAUCGACGGGCACGACUUUGUGAUGCGGAUGAACCAGGCUCCCACAGUGGGCUUUGAGGGCGAUGUGGGUGGUCGGACCACACACCACUUCAUGUAUCCCGAGAGUGCCAAGAACCUGCCCGCCAACGUCAGCUUUGUGCUCGUGCCCUUCAAAACCCUGGACCUGCUCUGGAUCGCCAGUGCCCUCUCCACCGGCCAGAUCAGGUUCACAUACGCACCUGUGAAGCCUUUUCUGCGUGUGGACAAAGAAAAGGUGCAGAUCUACAAUCCUGCCUUCUUCAAGUACAUCCACGACCGCUGGACGGAACACCACGGGCGCUACCCCUCCACUGGCAUGCUGGUGCUCUUCUUUGCCCUCCAUGUCUGCGAUGAGGUGAAUGUCUUUGGGUUCGGUGCUGACAGCCGGGGGAACUGGCACCACUACUGGGAGAACAACCGCUACGCCGGGGAGUUCAGGAAGACGGGGGUGCACGACGCCGACUUCGAGGCACACAUCAUCGACAUGCUGGCCAAAACCAGCAAGAUCGAGGUUUACCGGGGAAACUGAGGGCUGAGUCUCUGGCUCCCUGCUCCAGCAGGUCCUGCUGCCUGCAGGGGCAGAGGGUGAGGAUCUCCCUGGCCGCCUCAGGCAAUGAGCACGGAUGGGCAGCGCAGUUCUGUGUUGCUGACAGAGCCACCGCGGUGGUAUUUGGUGCCUCCAGCAGCCAAUCAGGUUCAGAGCUAAAGGAGACUUUUUGCUUUUUUUUUUAAUUAUUAUUAUUAUUAAGAAACCCAGCUGAGAAAGGAUUUAUAAACACAAUCAGUGACUGACCAGGGGCGGGGGUGGCCGCCUUGCAUCUCUCUACAGUCAAACCAAAUGCUGCUCUUUUUAAAACAAGACAACCCCCCCGCCCCGAAGCCGCGUGACUUUGGGGAACCCCUCGAGCAUCACAUCCAGGCUGAGGGGGCUGAGGGAGCUGUGGCGGCUGCGCAGCCUCACCAGUGGAACCAGCUGCUUCUUUUUUCCUUUAUUUUGGUGUUUUUCUUUUACCCUCUGGGGCAGCCAAUGCCGUCGUUUCUCCAAGGAAGGCUCCCGGCACAGAGGCAGGUCCCAGCACAUGGAUCCAUGGUGGGAAGCCAGAAGUUUCAGGGAGCCGAGCAUUGCUGAUGCUCUGCUGCAGGCUGGCAACUGCUGGCACAGCUGGGCAGGGAGAUGAAGAGGAAUCUCGACUUCGUGGUGCAGCAUCCCUGCUCUUCUACCUGAGGAUGGGGAAGGGUAGGACAGAUUUCAGGAAUGACUGUAGUGACAAGAAACCUACACAAGCAGCAGCGUGGUUACUCUGUCUGAGCUCUGUGAGCAGUUGUAGGAUGCUCAAGGGGUUGUGGGUUGCAGCAGGGUCAAGGAGACAGGAUUUCCUUUGCUUUCAGGCUGGGAAAAAACAAAUCAGAGAGAAGUGGAUGAAUGAACUGUGCUUUUGCGUUGCUCUAAACAGCUCUGGUGAGAAGCUGAAAUCCCAAAGUCUUUGCUCCGUUUGCCAGGGUGGCACUUGGUUUACACCAGCCUGGUACAGCCGGUGCCCUCAGGGUCCCCAGGGCUUCCCGGGCUGGACAGGCAGCCUGUGACAUGGGAUGGGGAGAUGCUGAAGGGAACUGCCUCCCCAGAGGUGUCAUUAAAACCACUUUCUUUGGGUCAAUCAGGUUGGGGGGGGGGGGGGGGGUAGUUUUUUUAGGAGAUGCUGGAAAGCUCACGAAAAAGGCAACCAUGGAAAAGGUCCCCCAGAGAGGGACCCUCCGCCUGCACAGCCAGUGCUGAGAGUGGAGCAGGGGCAGUGGGGCAGUGCCCAUCUGGGGAAGCUCUGCCCAUGCUGCCUGGUUGCAAUAGCUAAUCUGAGGAACAAUCACUGUAGGGUUUUUUGGGCUUGGAGAUGUUUUUACCCUUUUGUAUCUGGCUUUUCUGUAGCAGCCUCUUACCUAUUUCACCUCUUUGGUUUGGUUAUUUUUCGGGGUUUUAUUUUUUUGAGGUUUCUCUGCAAUUGUGAAACACAAGGGUCACCUGGAGCAGGCAAGUCAGCAGCCCGUGGGCUGGGGAAAUUCAGCUUUUCUGUCUGCAGGGAUUUAAACUCCUGAGUUUUGUGGUGGGUUUUGGUCUGUAAAAGUGGAGCUGCCCUGGUGCAGGCAGCCCCAAGCCCCAGGACACAGGCUGCUGCAAGCCCUGCUCUCCACCUUCCUGGGUGGUUUUUGCUGAUAUUUUGUUUUGUGGGUUUUUUAAUGGGGAAGGAAAUUAAAAACCACAAAACCAUGAGCAACAAUGAGUGCCUUGACCAUCUCCCAUCGGCGACGCCAGGCUGUGCCCGCGCUGGCGGCAGGGACGUGGCCGAUGUAUCCGGCAGUUGUACCCACUUCCUUCCUUGCACCACGCUGGAUCUUAGCUGGGAAGUGCUGCUGGGAGAGAGGAACACAUCCAGGCCACCGUGCUGGUGGCUAGAAAGGCCAAAUCCAGUGUGAUGAGGCUGGGCCAGCUCCUGUUGCAGCUGAGCAGGGCCAGGCCUGACAAUCACAGGGUGAGCGGAGACGCUGGGUACCAAACCCUCCGGCAGCACAGUGCUGGCAUCCAGUGUCAGGCGCGCUUGUGGCUCCUGGCUGCCCUGACAGUAUUUUUUUUUUUUUUUUUUUGCUAACUUCCUUUCCCCUACUCCCCCUUUCUCGGUUGUUUUAAUUCUUAUUAUAUUACUAUUUUUUAUUUAAGCUGUCCCACUAGGACUCGUGCCCACUCCCGUCUCCCUGGCAGGGCGGCCGCAGGCAGGCGCGUGCUGCACGGCCGGCGCACCACUGUACUGUACAUAGAGGAGAUGUAGGCACAGGCUACGGGCAGGGGGGCACGCAGGGACGAGGUGCCCGGGCUGGCCCACCUGGCAGAGGUUGUCUGCAUCACACAGUACCUGACUGACCACCUCCUGCCCCACUGGGAGAGGGGGACACCAGUGCUCCGACACCUAGGGCUAGGAGCAGGCAGGCAGCUUGGCCCGUAGCCUCUGUGUACAUGGGUACUUCUGCACACAACUGUCUUAAACCAACUGGUUUUUUUAAAGUCAAUAAAAAUCAU